CGAAAACAAGCAUUACAAAACGGAAGUACAUGUUCUGAAAGGAAUUCAUUCAUCGUUCAUACUUUGUUUUGUAACAUUUUAUUACUGUUCUACACAUGUGGAUGGUCUGAGGUGGUUUUUGCCCAUUAACCCUUUAUAAAGCAAUGAGUGGAGCACUAUUCGCCUGCGAAGACCCAGCUGUCUGGAGAAAGUUAUAUGGGAAAUACUGGGAGGUAGUGGAGGCCAAGUCCCUUGGGAAGGGCAAGAAGUCUGGAAAACUGCUUCCCUUGGAUAAAUGGUAUCAAGAGGAGCUGCCUGUAGCCAUCGCUGGGCGUGCUUACAAAUACGUCACCCAACCAGAGCUGGUGAAACUGAUGGAGUGGAAGCUCACUAGGGGGAAGUUCCGUCCGCGGCUGCAGCAGCUCGUGGCCUCUAACAGUGAUGAGAUGGUGGAGAAGUGCUCUAGAAAGGCCUUCAGUCUCCUCCCUGACGUCCAGGCAGCCAUCACAGAACUCAGCUCUCUCAAAGCCCUGGGCCCAGCCACCGCCUCAGCUGUAUUGGCAGCAGGAGCUCCCGAGCAGGCUGCGUUCAUGGCCGACGAGGCCGUUGAAAGUAUCCCUGGACUGGGGCCCAUCCAGUACACACCCAGGCACUAUGCGCUCUACCUGAACAAGAUGGCUACACACACACAAACACUUAACAAAGUGGACAGCGAGCGGGACUGGACCCCCCAUAGGGUGGAGCUGUGUUUGUGGGCAUGGGCUGUAGCCAAUCAGCUGCAGCUCCCCCUGCUGAAGGACGUGAAUCUAGAGAGCAGCCUUCACAAUAAGUCAGACCCGGAGACCAAUGACAGGCCACCUAAGAGACAGAGGACCAAGUAAACUUUUUUUCUUCAGAAAACUACCUUGUAAAGCCUUUAGUUUGACUGUAGAGAAUAUGACUGGGAUGAAAGAAUGUCAGGCUACCUCAACAUUAUUGCAGUAGUGUUUUGUCUUUACGGUAUGUCUAGUUUUACAGUGUAACGUGCAAAUAAACUUGCUAAUUAAAUCUUUAAACAGGAUUUAUUUAGCAUCUGGUGCUUGGUUAACUCACCCCAUGU
This is a messenger RNA of Salvelinus sp. IW2-2015, 1078 nucleotides long. RefSeq lists its product as uncharacterized. The record is from RefSeq and is a predicted model, not a curated record. NCBI's taxonomy places the organism in Eukaryota, Metazoa, Chordata, Actinopteri, Salmoniformes, Salmonidae.